Molecule: messenger RNA, 1038 nt
Organism: Phanerochaete carnosa HHB-10118-sp
Lineage: Eukaryota; Fungi; Basidiomycota; Agaricomycetes; Polyporales; Phanerochaetaceae
Exons: 1
Coding region: 103-696 (197 amino acids)
Biological process (GO): positive regulation of cell motility; cilium assembly; regulation of cilium beat frequency involved in ciliary motility
Cellular component (GO): motile cilium; ciliary basal body
Source: RefSeq, a predicted model, not a curated record
CUGCCGUUGCGGCCUCGUGUCUUCACGCGUCAGCGCUCUGCGUUGGGGUCGUGACCGCGUCUUCAAUUUCCCACGCCCUCUUCCUCGUCCCGGGCCGCCACCAUGUUCGCUCACAACGUGCAGCCUCCGCUCGUCUCCCUCUUCUCCUCAACUGGCUCAGACCCUCUUGCUAUAUGGGCAGUUAACAAGCACGAUGAAUUGCCUGACGACUCGGUUGUGUGUCUCCUCGAAGACAAGACGUCGGAACCUGCGCCGCCCGGGCCUGCAAAACUUAUCGAGCCCCCGGCAAUUGACAGCGUUGGCGAAAAUGGACGAGGUCAAGGUUAUACCUUAAGUCAGACCGUGCUACACAUACAAAGCCCUGUUAUACGCACGACGUAUAUCCGAUGCCCAUCAACCGGCGACCUAGACAUGAAGCAUCCAUGGAUGCAUCUGCAGGUCCGGAGUCUUGGGAAGGACUGGUCGUUUGAGGCUGGUGUUGUGGAUAGAGCGGGAAGAGAAGGCAUCGCGCGUUUCUCGACGUUCCAGGUAAUGCCCUUGUCUCUACGGUCCUUGUUCUGCUACAAGCGUUUUGAACUCCGAGUGCCGAAUUAUCCCGCGAAUAGAACGCGUUUGUGUAUUGGAGGGUUAUGGGUUCUGUUCGUUUUGCUUCUCUCAAGCGUGUGCUCACAUCCGUGUAGAAGACACCUCGACUAAGGCCGGCCGAAGCUCCCAUCGUGCAUCUUCCUCUAUCCUUUCCCCAUCCGUCUUCACACCGUUUGACGAGCUGGGCGACCAUCAGUGUGAACCUUGCCAACCUUCUUCCCCGCUUUUCCGACAUAACACUGCUCGAGGAAGUGGAAGCCGCGUCAGACAACGAGAGUCAGGCGCACCCAAGAAAGAAAGCGCGGCUCGCUGGUAUCGUGCCUUCCGGCUCGUUUUCACACGUUUCGUACGUGAAAGUAUACGCAACAUGCCGGCUGAGGAGGGUUUGGUUCGGUCAGGCAGGCACAACUGCAGAUCUUCCCUGGGAGUUUGAGCUGUAUUCCGCAGAUUAAU